CCUUGUUCCUGAUGUUGUUCCCUGGAGCGACCUCCCCUUUCCCUUUCCCCGACUCCUCCUCUGUUUGGGACAACAAGCCGAGCGCUUCCCAAAGUUUCCGUUUGAAUCGCUGUGGCAGCCCCAUACAUUCCACUUGGAUCCAAUGGAGGCUCAGACUGAGUUAUGAAACUUUAUAGAUGGUACUGAUGAGCGAACCGGCGGACGGACCAUUGACCUCGUCAUCGACACCGGAGCCGCUCUCCAAGAAAGACUCCCGAGGCAUUUGGUCGACGUCUGAGGCGGAGAAUGGAGCCUUGGGGAGACAGGGGAGGCGUGGAAGGUCACCGGCUGACCCCCUGCUGGUGGUGGACACGGAGUCAGAGCCCUCAGAGGGCAGGAAGAAAGCAGUCGGCGUUAGAGUGAAACCAGCCGAGCAGAUUCCACCAAUGCUGAGUCCGAGUGACUUGGACACCAAGUUACAAGGGAACAAAUCACAGCCCCUACAGUUGUCAAAGACAAAUAAACACUAUCACAAGAUAUUUAAGGAAGUCAGCAAAGAUGAGUUGCUGAGACAAAGUUACACUUGUGCUCUGCAGAAAGAUAUGUUAUAUCAGGGCAAAAUGUUUGUCUCCGAUAACUGGAUCUGUUUCCACUCCAGAGUUUUUGGCAGAGACACCAAGAUAUCAAUCCCGGCGAUAUCUGUGACUUUUAUCAAAAAAACCAAGACAGCAUUACUCGUGCCAAAUGCCCUGGUGAUUGAAACCACCAGUGACCAGCAUGUGUUUGUGUCCUUCCUCUCUCGAAACACUACAUACAAACUCCUCAGAGCCAUCUGCACUCAUUUGGAGGUUGAUAAGAAGUGCGACAGUCCCGUCACGUCUUCCUGCCAAACCAGCUUUAGAUCUGCCUCCAUCCCGUCUUCACUUCCUCUGGAUUUUUCUGGAGACUAUUCUGACCUUGACGGAGUCGUGCAGAAGAGACGACAGAAGAUGAUGGAGAGCAGCAGCUCUGGCUCCCAGACUCCAGAUUAUGACAAAAUAAGUGACUUCACCGGUCUGCCAGACACAUUUCUCAGUGCAGUGAAGAGUGGAGAGGUUUCUGUCCAUGCUGACAUUCACCUUCAGACUCCAGGCCAAAAACACAGAGCUGUCCUCAACAACGGGACAACCAAGGCAAAUGAAGGAGCGACCGUCGGUGACAAAUCCUCACAGCCCGCUUCGCUACAUGCCAUUCUCCUCAUCUAUUUAAUCAUAAUCAGUGUCCUCGUCUUGUCCUCCCUCUACAUGGCUUUCAAGAUCAUGGCUCUGGAGCACCGUCUGAACUCCCUGAUGUCCAUUCGGAACGAGAAUGCAGUGAGCCACAGGUCGCAGGAUGAACUGAAUGCUGAAAUCUACGGAGAACUUUCUAGUAACCUGUUCAAGCUAGAAAAGAUACAAAGAAACCUCCAGAAGCUACUUGAAGAGACUUAGAAGACUGUUUAAAGAAGGCCUGCUGAAAGAAAGAAAAAAAAAACUUUUCUUAGUCACAUUGGCUAACAUUAGCGAUUAGAUUUAGUCGUAGAUCUAACGGACGGCUCAUACAGGAGCGUUUUCUUAACUUCUAUUGUGCAAUAUAAUUUCCCCGUUCCACUCAGGACUAUUUUAUAUUGGUGUCUUUUUAAAGACAGAAAGUUUUGAGGGUGGAGAAACUGAUUUUUAGAGCGUGCCAGUUUGUGCUAGUGCUAGUGGAGAAACUUUUAUUUUAGACAAACGUGUGGCGUAGGUCCUUGUUCAUGGGUUGAUACAUUUCACAUUUCAUUGCGAUUUGAUUUUAUGUCUCUCAAACAAAGCUAUCACAUUUCAAAGUUCUGUUGUAAUUGUUUUCCUGUGUUUCAAAAAAAAGGUCAAUUGUGCUGUUGUCAUGAUCAUUUCUAAGAAAAUAAUUGCCAAUAAAUUAUAUUUAUGUCAUCUAUUUAUA
Molecule: messenger RNA, 1935 nt
Organism: Cynoglossus semilaevis (tongue sole)
Lineage: Eukaryota; Metazoa; Chordata; Actinopteri; Pleuronectiformes; Cynoglossidae
Product: GRAM domain-containing protein 2B-like
Exons: 14
Coding region: 177-1448 (423 amino acids)
Cellular component (GO): cytoplasmic microtubule
Source: RefSeq, a predicted model, not a curated record